GGGUUGGUUGAAGCUCUGGUGGGUAGGUGGGUUCAGACCCAGGGUACUACGGGUCGGCGUUGGGCUCAGUUGGCUCGAAACAAAGGACUAUCCGGUAGGGACUCGGCGCGGUGCCUUCGGACCGGUGGCUGAGCGGCGGAUCGAGGCUUGUCGGCCAGCCGGUGCCGUCGCCGCGCGGUCUCCGUAGGCUUCUCCUCGGUUCCCUACAGCCGGCGCCGUGGUGGGGGGCCCGGCGCGGCGGCACCUGCUGCUGAGGGACCCCGCGGCCCGCCCAGGUGCUCAUGAUGGGGCUGAUCUUCGCUAAACUGUGGAGCCUCUUUUGUAACCAAGAACACAAAGUAAUUAUAGUGGGACUGGAUAAUGCAGGGAAAACCACCAUUCUUUACCAAUUCUUAAUGAAUGAAGUGGUUCAUACAUCUCCAACCAUAGGAAGCAACGUUGAAGAAAUAGUCGUGAAGAACACUCACUUUCUGAUGUGGGACAUCGGUGGUCAGGAAUCCCUGAGAUCGUCCUGGAACACGUAUUACUCAAACACAGAGUUCAUCAUCCUCGUGGUUGAUAGCAUUGACAGGGAACGACUAGCGAUUACAAAAGAAGAAUUAUACAGAAUGUUGGCCCAUGAGGAUUUACGGAAAGCCGCGGUCCUGAUCUUUGCAAAUAAACAGGAUAUGAAAGGGUGCAUGACGGCAGCUGAGAUCUCUAAAUACCUCACCCUUAGUUCCAUUAAGGAUCAUCCGUGGCACAUUCAGUCCUGCUGUGCUUUGACAGGAGAAGGGUUAUGCCAAGGCUUAGAGUGGAUGACGUCCCGGAUUGGUGUGAGAUAACUUUGUGCCUGAAAAAAGACUGCUCUAUUUAUUCUGUGACAUGAACAUUUUCCUAGUACCUUUGGCUGCUAAGGCAGCAGCAUGUUUAAUUUAUAACAACACAAACCUCUAUGAGCAACACUUGAAUCAAGUGCAGCCGAACUGGAACAUAAAAGAUUUUUUCUUAACUUUUUUUUAAUGCACUAACCUUCAGUUGGAUGAACAUAACGUAUAACUGUGUUUUCAGCAACAUAAUUCUCCUGACUGCUGAUUCUGAUGACUCGAUGACUGCCUUGUAAGAAAUGUGUGUCAUAUGUUUAAUGUUUUCUGAAGUAUCGUAAUAACUUUAACGACCAAUUUCUUUCAUUUCUUGAUCACCUCCUUUCCCUACCAGAUAGUUCCUGGUGUGAGAAAAAAGUAGUAGUGGAAAUCAUCAGAUCCUGCUUGCAAACGUAACCAGCACCAAAUAUUUGCUCCCUCUUCACGCCACUUCUCUCUUGGACAGAGCUUAUUAUAGAGAAAGAAAUCAGCCUAGAAGAUAUAUAUGUAAGGAAAAUUAACCAUCAUGAGAACUGCCUUGACAGAAGUUAAUUUCACCCAAUUAUUACAAGUCAUGGAAUAAUUUUAAGUUACUGUUCGCCUGGAAAUUAAGUAGGCUAUUUAUCUAAAAGAAUUAAAUUGACUUUUCUGCCUCCAACCCGAGAUUAGUUUGGGCUAAAAACUAAUCAAGGAAAAAUACUUGAAAGCCCAACUUUGAUGGUAAAUAUUUUGGAGAAAUUCGAUGUUUCAAAAAUGUCACCCACUGUUCAGUGCAUAUACUAAUUGUCGGAAGUUAUUAGAGAUUACCAGCACUCAUAUCAAAACAAGACAGUUGGAAUGUACUUUACCAUCAAUUAUAAACACGUUUAUCAGCAGAAGCUUCAGUGAUUCCAUUUGCAAGGGAGAGCGCAUUUGCUUGGGGCAGUAGCUAAAGCAGAAGUAUAAACAUUUCCUUUCUUAAAAUUUGGGAUUGUGUGUGGAUUUUGAACAGUGUUUCUACCACCAGCAUCGUAUUACUUAAAAACCCAUACGGCUUUCCGGAAGGCCGGCCGAAGCUCUAGCGUAAUAGGCUUCAGGCACUUGCCUUCUCUCUUGUUACCUCUCAUGUUCUGAAAUGUUUUGGUGGAUUACAGGAAGCUGCUGAAUCGAUUCCCAGCUUUUAGAGUGUGCCAUGAGACUCAAAGUUAACACUGACAUAAGUUAGAAAGUAGGAAGAAGAGCAUCCUAAUCUAUCACAAGUUUAUUACAUAUCAUCAAAAAGUUUUCAAGGCAGUGGUCUAAUAUAACGAACAGUAAUCUAACUAAUGCAUACUUAGGAAGGAAGACAGGUAUUCUAAUUUUGAUCCCCUAUUUCAAAUGUGUGAUUUUGCUCUAAUGAAAGGGAUAAAAGGCAUCCUUAGAGACUAAUACUUCAUUUUUGCAGUAUUUUUUUCAUUUGGGUCAAAAAUAGGAUUCAGUGUUUAUAAGAAUAUCUAAAAAUCCCUGUUCAAAAGUAGUAUUUUAAUUUUAAUAGUUUUUAUUGCAAAUUGGUUUUCAUUUUGCUCUGUUUUCAGGUAUACUUGAGUUAUUAUAUUUAGUCUAAUUUAGUUGAAUGUGGUAACAUUUUCUUUCUGUUUAGUGAUAGCAUACCCUAGAACUGAAACAUGGCCGGAGGAAGGCUUUCUGGACUUUGGGAACUAGUGGUUUAUUAACCUUGUUUUGAACCUUUUUCUUAGUGACUCAGUACUGGGUAGAGGAUAAAUUUUGAUUUUAAUGAAACUCUGUAAUCCUAGAAGAUGAGAGAAAAGCAAACAUUAACCAAUAUGGAUGCUCUGUGGUGUAUGUAUGGGGGCAGGAGGGAACACGAAGAUACGGUUUACCUAAAAGCACACUUUGCCAGAAUUUCUAUUUGGUUCUAGAGUUGAGCCAUAAAUUCUAAGGAUAAUUCUCUUUACUUCAUCCUGAGAAAACAUGUUUCAUAGUCCUGUAUCCAUUCUUAUAUGAAAUUUACCUUCCUAUAUAUCAUAGUAUUGGCUGGCUCAGUUUUCUUCUUUCAAAUUAUACGGUUGUGUUUUUUUGUAUUACCACAUCAGCAUUAUAUUGAAAGUGUUUUUAAUAGUUGUAUUUUGUCAAACAUCUAGUAUAGAUUCAAGUUUGCUAUUUAAUUUUUUUAAAUACAAUUUAUUUUAUUUUCUAAAUUUUCUUUAAAAAAGCAUUUUGGUAGUUUGGGAUCAGAAAUGGUUAUGUUAACUGUGUUGAAAAUGAAAUCAACAUCCCACUAGUUUCUGUGGCAAUGAUUGGGAAAAGUUCAAAUAGGAAAUUCAUGUAAGACUUUUUAAAAGUGUUUUAUAGGUUUUCGUUAGCUAUUUCCUGUUAGAGUAAUAUGAAAACCGAUUAUCCUUUACUCCAAGAGAAUGUUUUGACCCACGCAAAUAUCUAAUACUAAAGCAUUGAUUCUGACAUUCAUUGUAAAUCAGCUCUAAGAUACUGUGUGAUGAAAACUGUAAGUUUGUGAUUAGUGCCUUUAUUCACAUUUUGAGAUGAGUUCUCAGUUUUGUACUAUCCCUGUUCUUUAGAAUUCAGAUUAGCAGCUAAUUCAUUUGACAAGGACAUAAAUUCGAGAUUCACCCUCCGUGCCACCCCUUCAAUGGCCUAGCAAAGUUUCUGGUAAGUAGUGGAAAGCAAGGGACCCACCCACAUUACUUUCAGGAGAUUAUUCUAGAUUCUAUUUUUAUUUUGAGGGUAAAGAAACAGAAGUUUAACAAAUCUUUUCAGUAUUUAAUUAGAACUAAAAUGUAACUGCAACCCAAAUACGGCGUUUUUCUUCAUUUUGAACGUGUUACAUUGCAUGUUGCAGCCCAUUUGGGAACUCUUAGAAUUAACAGACCAUUUUUAUACGGGAGUACACUACCUAAGGUGGAUGGUUAGUGUAAUUAUAACUCCUUCAGGUCUGAAAUAACAUGUAAUCUAUUGGAAAACUAAUGGUUAAAUACGUGAUUUUUGCUUUUAGGUUCUGUGUUAGUAUGCUUAAAGGUAUAAUUUUAUUCUACAUUCGUUAGAGGAAAGAAAAUAAAUUCAAGCUUUAUCGUUAAAGAUAAUUUUUAAAUGGGCACUACCCCUAUAGCCGUAGUCAUUUUGCUUAAGCACAGAUUAACUUUUCUUUUCUAGAGCAUAGAGAAAAUAAUUAUUUUCCUAUGGAAGCAGUGAGUGAUGCAGGCUGUGCUGUAAACAGUAUUCGCUGAAGAGUUACAGAGAGUCAAAGCAAAGAAAUUUAAAGAAAACAAGAAGUCUUUAUAUUUUUAAAAAUCUUGUUGGUGUAGUAUCUUAGGACAAAUUCUAAAUGGAAUUGUUGGUGACUAGCACUCUUUUAAUUCUUAACUACAUAAAAUAAAAGUAGAUCAGUAGAAAAACGUACUGGGCUCACGCCUGUAGAUGGGUAGGUUCUAUUGACAUUUAUCUUUGAAAAGCAGCUUCGUGAGUCUAACUUUUCUUCUAUGGCUUUGGGUUCAAACUAUGUCAUAUCCAAUGCAAUUCCAAAGGAUCUUUUAUAUUUUGCUGGGACAAAGCCACUUAGAGAUUCAGUCUGAGUUGGAUCUAGUAGAAUAUUGUGCUGGCUAUCUAGAGAAGUGGUUUUGUCUCUGAACUUGGCCUUUGCGUGGCUAGUGACCUUAGACAGGGUUCAUGGCCUUUAUGGUUUUUUCCCCGCAUCCUGAGGAACUUGAGCCAACUAAAAAAACUCCAUCAUAUCUUUUGGUUUUAAAAUCCUGAAUCCUUAAACACCAUAUUAAAGUUGAAAAACCAAAAAAAUACUAGGAAAGUGGCAGUAACCCGAUGGCCGGGGCCACUAGGGAAAGGACCUGUAAUAAGAAAUUAAAUUCACUUUAAUCUGUCAUUUGAUUCCCACCUCAUUAUCAUUUUAUUUUCUUUGUGAAUACAAUCAAAUAAAACAAUAUCAACUAGUAACUGCAACUCAGCUUAAAUAAGCUAAGAGCUAAUGACAGAAGAGAAAAUAAGCCAUAUUGCCAAGGAAAUGAUUUUAAGUUGCUGAUAAAACACCAGUGUGCAUUUAAAAUACUCUCUUCUAGAGAAUACCUUUUGUGUUUUCCUGGCUUUUACUAAUUAGCAGUGGUUAGUUUGUUCAGAGUUUAUUCGAUGCCAACCCCAAACUCCCAAUUCUGUUUGACUUCCCAGUAUUGAAAGGAUUGUGCAGCUGGGCUGUCCAUGUUUUACAAAUGUCCCUAUAAACCUGAGAGUAGUUAAUAUUCAAGGCUAGUUCCUUCAGUAAUGUCUCAUCCUUAUUCAUUUAGCAUUACUGUGAAGACUGAAAUCCAAGUCCAGUUCCCCAAAAGUGUUUUUUUUAAGAGUUCCAGGUGGCCAAAAUUAAAUAGAGAAGUUCAAAAAACAUUUUUUUUCAACUUCUUCACUUUAACGUAGAAAAAAUACUGUGUUCAAGAGAUCCAAAAUCAGUUUUAAACGCAUUUGAUUUGGUAAAAUGUUUGGGAAAAGUUCAUUUGGAGGUAUGGUGUCAUACCUAGAAAAGAAGGUCAAAAUAGUUGAUAGUGAAGAUAAACAUGUGGUAGAAAAGUCUUCAAAAGGGUAGUAAGUAGAAAAUAUGAAUGAAAACAGUGAAUUUUUCUCAUUAAAGCACUUAAAAUUACUAGAAAGAAAGUACAGUCUUUUACUCUAGAACUAGAUAUCUUACUUUUAAAGUCGCCAAAGGACCAAAGACUGAUCAGGUUGUUAGAAUUCUUUAGUGUUGUCAAGUCACAUCUUCCGUAGUUUUUCUUAAAUGGUAAUCUGCAUGGUCUCCUAGAAAUGGAGAAAUAAUAAAAUGUGCCGUGCAUAUCUUUUGGAAUAGAUAACAAAGCUUUCGAAGAAUGGAAAUGUUUUCUUGCACAAACUAUAAUAUUUUAAUUAAAAAAUUACCUCAUUUGUCAGUCCAUAAGGUGCUUUGCUCAAGCUUGUGGGAUGUCGCACCCAUAAAUACUCCCUUUCCCCAAACUAUAUUUGAAAUAUGCAAAGCUCACAGCUAAGGGGUAGCGUUCCUUGGAGAUUUUGCUUUGUUUUAUUCUUGCGAAGACAGUUUAGAAGAUUCUUAAAGCACACAGGCACGUGUGCUCAGUCAAUACUUAGUUUCAUUAAAAUCAAAUAAGGGCAAGGAAAACCCUAACGUUUGAUUGAUUAUAUUAUACCGUGUCUGUAUUUCCAUCAAUGUUGCGAUGAUAUCAAGGACUAUCAUUUGGUCUCGGUUGUGCAUAAUUUAUUUGCAUAUUUUGAUCCUAGUCACAGGAGACUAUUGUCCUUUUAAUCCUUUUCUAUUUUCUUCAGGGAGUCAACAAGCCUCUGUUUUAUUCUCUUGGAGUAAACUGUUCAGUGUAGCUACGAAAGUUCUAAUUUCGAUUUAAAAAGUGUAGCUGCUAUUUCAUUAAGUGUGAAAUAAAAUGGUUAUAAUUUUUCCAAUUAUGGAAUAGUUUUACAUUUUACCCUAUUUAUUGCACAGAGCAUGGUUAAAAAAAAAAAAACUAAAAGCAAUUACAAUCUCCUUCCUGUAUUUCUCCUACCCAGAAUAUAAUGAUUAUAAUCACACAUUGCCAUCUUAACAGAAAUUGGUGCUUUAGAGCAUUAAAGAGGAAACAGCAGGCCAUGUAUAAUACACUUCUUGCCUCAGAAUAUAAAACUGCUUUAAGGUAUAUUUAUAUUUGUGUUCAUUUCUUAAGGUUUAAAUACAAACUGUUACCCAUCUAGCUUCAGGCUUUCUACAAAAGCUGUCACAAUAUCGUAGCUAAUCAUCUUGGUCAAAUCGAUGAUGUUAAUGCUGGCGGAACUUUGAAUUGGAUCUCUCUGUGGGUCCCGCCAUAUUGCAUAGAGAGGAAAAGAAGAAUGCCCUUCUCGCCACGUGCUGCUUAACCCCAACCCAGCAACUGAACUGUGUGCUGUUGGUCUAAUCUGUAGCGUUAAUAAAGUUAAAAGAGCAAACCAAUUACUUAAUGCAUUCACAUCAUCACUUCUUGCAGAUGGUUCAGAGCAUGUUCUCCUAACGGUGGCGCUGUUUAAAGACAUGUUUUAAAUUUUUUAAUAGCUUUCAUGACUGUCAUAAAGUGCUUCUUUUAUUUGUUAAGUUUAGGUUGCUUGGUACUCAACGAUUUUUUUAUUUCUGUAAUUAUGUAAUAAUGAGUUGCUUGCAUGCCUACUCACCCAAGUAAGAAGGAUGCUGUUUGCUCUGGAAUGUUCAUCUUUUAGACAGGUUUUGGCUCAUUUGCAAUCAUGGUGCAAUACAGUGUAACGUUCAUUUGUUUUCAGUCAACAGUUUUAUUUUUGUCAUAAUAAAUAAUUACUUUUCCAAUAUGA
This is a messenger RNA of Suricata suricatta (meerkat), 7169 nucleotides long. RefSeq names its product ADP ribosylation factor like GTPase 5B (gene ARL5B). Bases 282 to 824 code for a protein of 180 amino acids. Lineage: Eukaryota; Metazoa; Chordata; Mammalia; Carnivora; Herpestidae. The transcript has 6 exons. Gene Ontology annotation, molecular function: GTP binding; GTPase activity. Gene Ontology annotation, cellular component: trans-Golgi network; cytoplasm. Gene Ontology annotation, biological process: intracellular protein transport; vesicle-mediated transport; protein localization to Golgi membrane. The record is from RefSeq and is a predicted model, not a curated record.